This is a messenger RNA of Magnolia sinica, 1594 nucleotides long. RefSeq names its product hydroxyproline O-galactosyltransferase HPGT3-like. The transcript is spliced from 12 exons. The record is from RefSeq and is a predicted model, not a curated record. Lineage: Eukaryota; Viridiplantae; Streptophyta; Magnoliopsida; Magnoliales; Magnoliaceae. Gene Ontology annotation, cellular component: Golgi membrane. Gene Ontology annotation, molecular function: hexosyltransferase activity. The coding region runs from base 160 to 1209 and encodes 349 amino acids.
GGCCUAGAAAGAGCACCUGAAAAUCAACGGCGAAACGGCCCCUUCUUUCUUUCUCUCGGAAGCUUCUUCCAAUAACCGUUAUUCCCAAUGUCCCCUAUUCCUCUCGCAUUUCUGUUCACUCCAAAUCUCUCUGUGCCGCAGUCUUAAACCCUGCUGUAGAUGGAGAGCAGCAGCAGCAGCAGCUAUCCCUUGCGAGAGAACUUGGCGAGCGUGAUGAAGCAAGACAGGCGGUGGAAAUCCCAGUCCUCCAAAUCUAACAAGUCAUCCUUGAUCAUGGCCUUCUUCUCUUGCCUUGCGUGGCUCUACGUCGCUGGCCGAUUGUGGCAAGAUGCUGAGAACAGAUUACUGUUGUCUAACUUUCUUAAGAAGAAUUCAGGGCAGAGGCCGACAGUCCUUUCUGUUGAAGACAAGCUAGUCACCCUUGGAUGCAAAGAUUUAGGAAAAAGGAUAGCAGAAGUUGAGAUGGAACUAACGCAGGCAAAGAGUCAGGGCUACCUCAGGAAUCAGAUGCAACAUCAAAACCUGCUUGCUGUUAUUGGAGUUUACACUGGAUUCGGUGGUCGUUUGAAGCGAAAUGUAUUCAGGAGUUCCUGGAUGCCAAAAGGUGAUGCAUUGAGGAAACUUGAGGAGAAGGGUGUGGUCAUACGUUUUGUAAUUGGUCGGAGUGCAAAUCGUGGUGAUAGCUUAGAUCGUAAUAUCGACGAUGAAAAUCGCCUGACGAAGGACUUCUUAAUUCUUGAAGGUCAUGAAGAAGCUCAAGAAGAGUUACCGAAGAAAGCAAAAUUCUUCUUUAGUACUGCAGUUGAAACAUGGGAUGCAGAGUUCUAUGUUAAGGUUGAUGACAACAUCAACCUUGACCUGGAUGGGCUAAUUGGAAUCCUUGAAAAUCAUCGUGGGCAACAAGGUGCCUAUGUGGGGUGCAUGAAGUCCGGGGAUGUGAUAAGUGAAGAGGGAAAGGCAUGGUAUGAACCUGACUGGUGGAAGUUUGGGGAUGGAAAGUCAUACUUUCGACAUGCUGCUGGUUCAUUGCUUAUACUGUCCAAAAAUUUGGCUCAGUACAUCAACAUAAACAGUGCAUCCCUGCAAACCUAUGCUCAUGAUGACAUAUCAGUAGGUUCAUGGAUGAUGGGGAUUCAAGCUACCUAUGUUGAUGACAACCUUCUUUGCUGCAGCAGCUCUAGACAAGACAAGGUGUGUUCCAUUGCUUGAUGAGCAGAGCACAUUUUUCGUGCCAUCUUGGUGUGCAGCCUCUCACCCUUUACGACAGAUCUUGGCCUUGCUUCGCCUUCAUUAGACUCUUGAAUCCAUUAUUUCAGAAUCUAGCCUAGGAACCGAUAUGCUUUUUAAAGCAUUCUUCUUUUUUUUUUUCCUUUAUCAUUUAAGUGGGCCCAAAAGUGGCGAGGACUUCAAUUUAUCAAGAAAACUUCAAUGGGUAAUUCAUCAGAGUAACCAAUGAGAAGAUUUUACCCUUGCUCUUGCAAGAAAUGAGAACAAUUUACCAUCAUUUAACACAGAUUGUUAUUGGAUUUGUAUUUAACAUGACAAAAUACAAUGCAAUCACACAUCUAUAUGUAUAGAGAUUUGUUAAUGUUAA